Messenger RNA from Pseudoliparis swirei, 2751 nucleotides. RefSeq names its product ribophorin I (gene rpn1). Gene Ontology annotation, cellular component: membrane; oligosaccharyltransferase complex. The record is from RefSeq and is a predicted model, not a curated record. Bases 114 to 1925 code for a protein of 603 amino acids. NCBI's taxonomy places the organism in Eukaryota, Metazoa, Chordata, Actinopteri, Perciformes, Liparidae. The transcript has 10 exons.
UUCUGAUGUAGCGGCGGCACGGCGGCCUUUCUUCGCUGCUCGUAGGUUUCCCCCUCGAGCUGUCCCGUUUCGUAUCCCGGUUUUAUUUGUUUCUUGAAUCUCUCUCUCUCACAAUGACUGGAACGUGGUCGCCACUUUUCGCCGCGUGCCUCCUGCUCCUGGCUGCGGGGAGCGCGAAGGUUUCGGCGGCGACGGACGGUCUGGUGAACGAAGACGUGAAGAGGACAGUGGACCUGGGCACUCAUCUGGCCAAAAUCACCUUGGAGAUCGUCUUGUCCAACCAGGGACACUCGGCCGUCCACAGCUUCAUAUUGGCGGUGGAGCCUGAGAUGGCCCCGCACCUGGCGUACGUCGGAGCCUCGGUGAAGGGUGAUGAAGAGGAGGAUGGGACACUUGAACUCCAACAGACAACAAUUCAGGGCCAAAGUGGUUUAUUUUACAAAGUGCAGCUGCCCUCCAGUCUGGCGGCAGGCGCUCAGCUGAAAACGAAGGUGGAGAUGACGUUGAGCCACGUCCUGAGGCCCUUCCCCACCCACAUCACGCAGACUGAGCGCCAGCUGGUGGUCUUCCAGGGGAACCACUACCUGUACUCCCCUUAUCCCACUCGCAGCCAGACUACACGCGUCCGCCUGGCCUCCAAGACUGUGGAGACCUACACCAAGCUGGGUAACCCCAGCAAGAACGACGAGAUCAUCGAGUACGGACCUUUCCGUGACGUGGCGGCGUUCAGCGAGGAUACAAUGAAGAUCCAUUACGAAAACAACUCGCCCUUCCUCACCAUCAGUAACAUCAUUCGGACCAUCGAAGUCUCUCACUGGGGUAACAUCGCUGUGGAAGAGACCAUCGACCUGAGGCACACGGGAGCAGUCCUGAAGGGGCCUUUCUCACGCUACGAUUAUCAGCGUCAGUCAGACAGCGGCAUCUCAUCUGUCAAGUCCUUCAAGACUAUCCUUCCCGCCUCGGCUCAGGACGUCUACUACAGAGAUGAGAUUGGAAACAUCUCCACCUCCCAUCUGCAGGUUCUGGAUGAUUCAGUGGAGGUGGAGGUCAGGCCUCGCUUCCCCUUGUUCGGAGGCUGGAAGACCCACUACAUGAUCGGCUACAAUCUGCCCAGCUACGAGUACCUCUACACCCUGGGGGACCAGUAUGCACUGAAGAUGAGACUGGUUGACCAUGUGUAUGAUGACCAGGUGAUCGACUCCUUCACUCUUAAAAUCAUCCUCCCAGAAGGAGCCAGAAACAUCCACAUGGAGACGCCGUACAAGAUUGAUCGCUUGCCAAACCAGCUGCAUUACACGUAUCUGGAUACGUUUGGCCGACCAGUGCUGAUCGCCACCAAGAACAACCUGGUGGAGCAUCACAUUCAGGAUGUUGUGGUUCAUUAUAACUUCAACCGGAUCCUGAUGCUGCAGGAGCCUCUUUUGGUUGUCGCGGCCUUCUACAUCCUCUUCUUCACCGUCAUCAUCUACGUCCGCCUGGACUUUGCCAUCACAAAGGACCCUGCAGCCGAGGUGCGCAUGAAGGUGGCCUCCAUCACCGAGCAAGUGCUGACUCUGGUCAACAAGCGGCUGGGUCUGUACCGGCACAUGGACGAGGUGGUCAAUCGCUACAAGCAGUCCCGCGACACCGGGACGCUCAACAGCGGUCGGAAGACCCUAGAGGCCGACCACCGCGCCCUCACCAACGAGAUCAGCUCGCUGCAGUCGCGCCUCAAAGCGGAGGGCUCCGACUUGGCCGAUAAGACCGGGGAGGUGCAGAAGCUGGACGGCCAGGUGAAGGAGCUGGUGUGUCGCUCCUCCCAGGAGGCGGAGCGGCUGGUGGCGGGCAAGGUGAAGAAGGAAGCGUACAUCGAGAGCGAGAAGUCUCUGACCGCCAAGAGGCAGGAGCUCGUCAGCCGCAUCGACAGUCUGCUGGACGCCCUCUAGACCUGGCUCACUAGCGCGCACAAGCAGACACGCAACAACAACAACCCUGCUACGAUAUUCAACCGACUAUCUGUAUGAAUGAGGAAAUGUGACACGAAUGCUUCUUUUUUUUUUUUUUUCAUCUUUGAACCCAAUCAUGGACAAUUAAAAUCUCCUCUCCUGGUCGUGGUUUAUCCAAACAUGCGUGCCUUGUGAUAAACGUGAGGUCACUGCGUCCGGCUCUACAGCUACGUCACAACUUUUGGCUCUUUUUUUUUUCUCCGUUCGUUGGUCUGUUUUUGAGUUUAUUGAGCUACAGUUAAACUUUGUCACACUGCGCAGACUCGACACCUGAUUUUUAUGUUCAAAUCUGAAAUAUUUUGUUUUUCUUCCCCAUCUUUUAAGUGUGUGGUUAUGGGACUUUUAUUUUGAAAACUAAUAGGAGAAGGGCCCCAGGUCUCAUGUCUUUACUCGCAUAUGCCACAUUCUAAGGUUGAGUCAUCUCGAGCUCUCAAGUAUUAAGGUGAUCUUUAUCCAAUUGUGUCUCUUUUGCACUUACAUCUUUUUUCUACUCACGACUGACGUUUAAUUUUUUUAAACAAAUUUGAAGCUGUGAUUCGGUGUCGUCUCAAAAGUUUGUUUUUUCGAUGUUUUCCUCAGUCAUAUUUUCUACAUUUUUGUAUGAUUUUUCUCUUGUUUUGUAAGUAGUGUUUUUUGAACAUGAGAUUAGUGAAUACAUGAGAUUAGGUUGCAUGCGAGAAAAGACAUGGGGGGUGGAACACCGAGGCCGGGGACACGGGCGAUGAUAUGGAAAGUUGUCAAAUUUCAAAUAAAGUUUUGAGAAACU